CGGCGAGGGUCGCCAUGCCUGCCCGGGAAGGAACAGACUGCGCUUCGCAGGCAACAGUGAGGUUUGAGGAUGUCAUUCUUUAUUUCUCCAAGAGCGAGUGGAAGUCUCUAGCCAAGUGGCAGAAGGAACUGUACUGGGAUGUGUUGAAAGAUAACUAUGAAGCUUUGCUUGCUGUAGGGCAACCGGUCAUCAAAGCGGAAGUUGUGGCGUGGCUUGAGCAGUGUGAACGUCUGGACAUUGAAAGAACCAAGGAAUCUAGAGUCAGGGACCCUGCUGGAAAUGUUUCUGCAACAAAUGAUGGGCCCUCAAAGGCAUAUUGUGAGGAACGCACAGGACAGGCCGGAUCUCUCAAGACGCUACGUGAGGAGUCUAAGGAGGCUGUGACCCAACACGGUGACACCCCCGAGCACUUGCAUUUGUCGGCCAGACCACAAGGGGACCCUGCAAAGGAUGAGCCUCUUUUGCACAUCGAACAUGGGCAAAGUCGGCCAAGACCGGCCUGCUCCCAGAGGCCUGCCGUUCCACCAAAACAGUAUAAAUGCAGGGAAUGUGGCAAGAGGUUCCGGUUGGAAGGGCUGCUUCGAAUGCAUCAGGAGAUCGCCACGAGGAAGGUGUCCUUUGCUUGCACUGCCUGCGGGCUGCGCUUCACAAGCCCUUUCUCUCUGAGGAGGCACCAGAGAACUCACCUCCCUGCCGGGGCGGACGGAGAGGCGGCCUCUCCCAGGAAGAACCGGCUGAGUGCACAGCAAGGCUCCCACGCGCCCGAGAAGUUGCACCAGUGCUCAGACUGCGGGGACCGAUUCCGUGGGUUCCUCGACGUCCUCCGGCACCAGAAAAGCCACGAGGAGGCAAGGCCCCGGCUGUGCGUCCAGUGCGAGGCCUCGUUCAUGCACCGGAUCGACCUCGCGAUGCACGAGGAGGGCCACUUGGAGGAAGCGCUAAAGAGGCACGAUCGACGCAGGCGGAAAUGUCUCUGCAAGCACGCCUUCCGGCUGCACUUCGCAUCGCUGCUUGGGCAUGGCGUGCGGGGCAGACAGGCCGCCUCGCAGGACGCCAAGCGACCGCAGCAGGUUGAGGAUGCCAGAGAGCAGGCACUGUAUCCCUGCACCAGGUGUGGGCUGCUGUUCAACCAGGAAGCGAACCUCAAGGUGCAUUGCAAGUAUUGCAGCAAGCAGUUGCUGCGGAAGCCCCCGCUAAACGGCUCCUCCCUAACCGCUCUGCCGGGGGAACGCCAAGAGGCUAGCGGCAAGCAAGGGGUCGCCCAGCCGGCCUCAGAGGGCAGCCGUGGCGACACGGGGCUCCCUCGCCCUCCCUCGCAGGCCUCCUCCGCUCAGCACUCUUGCCCGGAGUGCGGCAAACAUUUCGCCUCCAAGGGCAGCCUCUGCUGGCACAAGCGGAAGCACAAGGCCGCGUUGCAGUGCCGCGGGAGCGUGGCCCUCAUGGGCGGUGGUGGUGGCAGCGGCUCCAGCGGCCCCACUGCUGCUUGCGCAACGAAGAAGCUCUACAAAUGCCAGGAGUGCGGGAAGAGCUUGUCGAAGGGGUUCUUUUCUGUGCAUCAAGAGUUCCACGCGGGACUGAGGUACAUGUGCAUUCUUUGCAGGAAGGUGUUCAACUUCCAGAGCACAGCCAUUGCGCAUCGCCGCGGCCACGUCAGAAGGGGGGAGUUGCUCGCUGCGGCGGGGGACUCCAAGCUCCUUUCCCACACGAUACAAAAGGUGUACAUUCCUCCGGAGCCGCGGCUGCAGAAUCCAGAGGAGAUGGGGCAGCCCAACAAUGGCUUUCCAACUGGCCAGCUUCCCUUCCGGCAGGAGGCCCCGGCGGAGGGUGGGAAGCUGAAAUCUCCCCGGAACACGUUCCCGAAGCCCUUCAGGUGCAGGGACUGUGGGAGAGACUUUGCCUACCUGGCCCGCCUGCUGUCACACCGCAAGGAACACGCGGGCAACUUCCCCUUCCAGUGUGCCGAAUGCGGCAAGAGUUUCACCAGCAGAAAUUACCUCAGCCUGCACUGGAGAAUACACACCAAAGAGAGAGGGCACCACAUUGGCUCUGGAGGAAGGGAAGGGCCUGCUGGCCAGCUGCUUGUCAGGGGUGCAACAAAAACAGAAAUAAUGGGCUAAUGCUGCCAAUUUCUUCAAAAGUCCAAUACAAAACAAGCAGCACGCAAGGGCACAAGAUUCAAUCAAGUUUCAAUCAAGUAUUAUUAGUACAAAAAGAAAACAAUAAGAGAACCAUAUACAAGUGCUGACACAGAAGCCAGAACCAAACGUCAAGCAGAUAGCAUAUACAAAUAAAUACCGAAAGGCAAACCAGUCUUUAUGGUCUUUGAGGCUAUAUAGCGGUCAGCAAAGUGGCAGCAGGUCGAACAAAGUGUCAAUAAGAGACAGGCUGCCGGCGUUUUUCACCUGUUUCGCCCAUAUGACGGGCUUCUUCGGUAGUUUCUCCUUCUGCUUUCAGUUAUGUUUAGUGCAUUCAUAUGACUUAGUCAAUACAUGCUCAAACUAAGAAAACUCUGAAUAUAAGAAAUUGAAUAUGUAAAUGAGAGAACCUUUUGAAAAAGAACUUGAGCAUUGUGGCCUAAGCCAAGAUAAGUGGUUUCAUACGAAUUUGAAUGCAGACCAUAAAGACUGGUUUGCCUUUCGGUAUUUAUUUGUAUAUGCUAUCUGCUUGACGUUUGGUUCUGGCUUCUGUGUCAGCACUUGUAUAUGGUUCUCUUAUUGUUUUCUUUUUGAAUAAUACUUGAUUGAAACUUGAUUUAAUCUUGUGCCCUUGCGUGCUGCUUGUUUUGUAUUGGGCUUGUCAGGGGUGGGCAGGGCAGCACUCCCAACUUUAGGGACGUUUUUAAUCUGUGAUUAAUGUAUUUUUGUAUUUGUUGGAAGCCGCCCAGAGUGCCGAGGGAAACCCAGAUGGGCAGGGUA
Molecule: messenger RNA, 2915 nt
Organism: Zootoca vivipara (common lizard)
Lineage: Eukaryota; Metazoa; Chordata; Lepidosauria; Squamata; Lacertidae
Biological process (GO): regulation of transcription by RNA polymerase II
Cellular component (GO): nucleus
Molecular function (GO): DNA-binding transcription factor activity, RNA polymerase II-specific; RNA polymerase II transcription regulatory region sequence-specific DNA binding
Source: RefSeq, a predicted model, not a curated record